GAGCCCAACGUUAACGCUCAGCCAGCGCCGGUCUUCGACACUCCCACAACACGAACAAAGGAAAAAAAAAAAAAAAAUCAGAGUGCAGAAAAUUCCAGUUUUGUAUUGAAGGCAUAAGGAAAUGGCAGAAGGUGAGGAUAUUCAACCUCUGGUAUGCGACAAUGGUACUGGAAUGGUCAAGGCUGGCUUUGCUGGAGAUGAUGCUCCCAGGGCUGUAUUCCCUAGCAUUGUGGGUCGCCCUCGCCAUACUGGUGUCAUGGUGGGUAUGGGCCAAAAAGAUGCCUAUGUUGGUGAUGAGGCUCAAUCAAAGAGAGGUAUUUUAACUUUGAAAUACCCAAUUGAACAUGGUAUUGUUAGCAACUGGGAUGACAUGGAGAAAAUUUGGCAUCAUACCUUCUACAAUGAGCUCCGUGUGGCUCCUGAAGAGCAUCCGGUUCUCCUCACUGAAGCUCCUCUCAACCCUAAGGCCAAUCGUGAGAAAAUGACUCAGAUUAUGUUUGAGACCUUUAAUACUCCUGCAAUGUAUGUUGCUAUCCAGGCUGUCCUUUCCCUUUAUGCCAGCGGUCGUACCACUGGUAUUGUUCUGGACUCUGGAGAUGGUGUGAGCCACACAGUUCCCAUCUAUGAAGGCUAUGCCCUCCCACAUGCCAUUCUGCGUCUGGAUCUGGCAGGUCGUGAUCUUACUGAUGCACUUAUGAAAAUCUUGACUGAGCGUGGUUACUCUUUCACCACCACUGCUGAGCGAGAAAUUGUUAGAGACAUGAAGGAGAAACUAGCCUACAUUGCUCUUGACUAUGAACAAGAGCUAGAGACGUCAAAGACCAGCUCAUCUGUUGAGAAGAGCUAUGAGCUGCCAGAUGGGCAGGUUAUCACAAUUGGAGCAGAGCGAUUCCGCUGUCCAGAAGUCCUUUUCCAACCAUCCAUGAUUGGGAUGGAAGCUGCUGGCAUCCAUGAGACCACUUACAACUCUAUCAUGAAAUGUGAUGUCGAUAUUAGGAAGGAUCUGUAUGGUAAUAUUGUUCUCAGUGGUGGCUCUACUAUGUUCCCUGGCAUUGCUGACAGGAUGAGCAAGGAGAUUACUGCAUUAGCUCCCAGCAGCAUGAAGAUUAAGGUGGUGGCACCACCAGAAAGGAAGUACAGUGUCUGGAUAGGAGGUUCCAUUUUGGCAUCCCUUAGCACCUUCCAGCAGAUGUGGAUUGCAAAGGCAGAGUAUGAUGAGUCUGGGCCAUCAAUUGUCCACAGGAAGUGCUUUUAAUCAUGCAAAGCUCAAGGCUAAAGGCGAGACACAUACUACACUUAAUUAUGUUUUUCGUUGCAAAAGGCUUCCAAUCAAGUGGUUGAAAAUUUUUCUUCUCCCUAUUUUAUUUCCAUAUUUUGAUUUAUUAUUCUUAUUCUUAUUUUUUUUUUUCUGUUUCUGUUUCUGUUUCUGUUAAUGUAUGGACAAAAACGAGGGCGAGUGGAUCAAAUUUAAGAUUCUUUUUUUUUCCUCUUUAUUUUUUUAAUUUUUAUUUGAUUGUAGAAGAGUUUUUUAUUGUAGUUGAUUUGGUUUGGGUUAAUUUUCAGGGAUUGAUUACAUUAUUAUUACUUUAAGGGUUAUUUCAAUUAAAUAAAACCAGUAAUUAUUAUAUUUCUUUCA
Molecule: messenger RNA, 1636 nt
Organism: Hevea brasiliensis (rubber tree)
Lineage: Eukaryota; Viridiplantae; Streptophyta; Magnoliopsida; Malpighiales; Euphorbiaceae
Product: actin
Exons: 5
Coding region: 122-1255 (377 amino acids)
Cellular component (GO): cytoplasm
Source: RefSeq, a predicted model, not a curated record